AUGAUGUACCCAGAUCAGCCGGAUCGGCAACCUGUUCAGAGACAUCGGCUGGUGCUUCUUGCUGGAGUACUUGUCGAGGAGGAGAAGGACCUCUCGACUCCACUCAAGGCGGGUUACCACUGGACUACUAAUGUCUUGUUGGAUAUUGCGUUUCCUUUUCUGUUUUUGUACAAAACAUAUUGCAUUAAGAUUAAUGCCUUCUCACUUGUCCACACAGCAGAGUCCAAUCCGCCGCCCCUAUCCGAACUUCCGCUCCGCCGUCUCCCUCUUCCUCCCGAUGUAGACAGGGGCGACGGCGCCGGCCUCGGCGGCGCUCGGUGGCGGCGGCUGCCCUCCUCCUCCUCACCCUCCUCCCCCUCCUCAUCGCCUGCCUCUCAUCUCAGUUUCUCCCUCCUCUCUCUCUCUCUCUCUCAUGGUGCGCCGGCGGGCACGAGGCGAGGGCGCGCCCCCUGCAGGCGGCGCUCCAGCGCGGUAUCGGCGGUCACCAGGCCUCUGCCUCUUUGUCCCUGCUUGCUCAACAUGGUGAGGAGCUCCUGCAUAAUAUUGUCCAAGUUUGAAGUGGAUAAAACCUCAAUCCAUGUGAAAAAAGCAUGUGUGGCUAUGCUGAAGAAUGUUGUUCGCCAACGGCGCUAUAAGUUAAAGAAGAUGUAUUUUGGUCCUCUUCCACUACAUCAAGUACCCAAGAAAUGUGUUGAUAUUUGUUUGGAAUGUGUUGAGACUUGUAAUGGUGAUGGCAUUGACAUGUGCAAGUCUUGUCAUUUUCUCUGUAACUGAUACCCUAUAUUCUGGAGAUGGGAUUAACAUGUAAUGAAGAUGGCAUUGAUCAUCUGUACCUGAUCUUUUGUUUUCUAAACCUUUUCUGUGAUGAAAAUAGGUUGUGAUCUGUGAUGAUAUUUGGUUGUGAUC
This is a messenger RNA of Sorghum bicolor (sorghum), 906 nucleotides long. RefSeq lists its product as uncharacterized. The record is from RefSeq and is a predicted model, not a curated record. NCBI's taxonomy places the organism in Eukaryota, Viridiplantae, Streptophyta, Magnoliopsida, Poales, Poaceae. The transcript has 4 exons. The coding region runs from base 1 to 774 and encodes 257 amino acids.